AAAAUCUUUCGUAAACACGCACGAGGCGCAGCAAGCAGCAUAUCAGUGUUCAGUAGCGGCGAGGCGACGACGCGACGACCAUCAGGACAAAAGUUUGGGUGCAGUUUUCCGGACGAAAAACGCAUCAAAAAUGAGUGCAACAAGAUUUUUCUACCUGCAGAAGCUGGCCCGGUCAGCUUUGGUUAAUCGGAGAGCGAUUUCCGCUGCACUGAAUCUGCCCGGCCGCGUGCUGUUGCCGGCUGAAAGUUGUUUCCAAGCUCCGGUUUUGGGAGGGUCUCGUCGGUGCUUUUCAACGGAGGCAGCCCAGGAUAACGCCGGGUACCACUCGAUAAUCCGUGAUUCGGAGAAGGCCGUCGGGACCAGCGAUAAGCAUGAGUUCCAGGCGGAGACCCGGAUGCUACUGGACAUCGUUGCCCGGUCGCUGUACUCCGACAAGGAGGUGUUCAUCCGGGAGUUGAUCUCGAACGCGAGUGAUGCCCUGGAGAAGUUCCGGUACACUAUCCACACAGCUGGCGAGGGCGAGAAGGAUUUUGCGGAAGCGGACCGAGCGCUGGAAAUCCACAUCGGAACCAAUAAGCAGGAUCGGGUGUUGACGGUGCAGGACACGGGAAUCGGCAUGACCAAAGAGGAAUUGAUCGCGAACCUGGGUACGAUUGCCAGAUCCGGAUCGAAACAUUUUAUGGAACAGAUCAGGGAGAAGGGAGUCAGCGCGGAUAAUGCCCAGAAUAUCAUCGGUCAGUUCGGAGUUGGGUUCUAUUCGGCUUUCAUGGUGGCUGAUCGAGUUGAUGUCUACACGAGGUCCUCGAAGGUCGGAUCACCUGGGUACAAGUGGAGCUCGGAUGGUUCCGGGAACUUUGAGAUUCAGGAAGCGGAGAACGUCCAAAUCGGAACCAAAAUUGCGAUUCAUCUCAAGGCGGACUGCCGUGAGUUUGCCGAUGAGGAUCGCAUCCGGGAGGUCAUCCGGAAGUACAGUAACUUCGUCGGAAGUCCGAUCUUUUUGAACGGCAAGCAGGCCAAUCAGAUUCAACCUAUCUGGCUGAUGGAACCCAAAGAUGUUACCCAGGACCAGCACAACGAGUUCUACCGGUUUGUGGGAAAUACGUUCGACACUCCACGGUACACGCUGCACUACAAAACGGACGUCCCUCUGAGUAUCCGUGCUCUGCUCUACUUCCCCGAGGGCAAACCAGGACUUUUCGAAAUGUCUCGUGACGCUGACGUAGGUGUGGCUUUGUACACCCGCAAGGUCUUGAUCCAGUCGAAAACGGAAAACCUGCUUCCGAAGUGGCUCAGAUUCGUCAAGGGCGUCGUCGACUCCGAAGACAUUCCCCUGAAUCUUAGCCGUGAGCUGUUGCAGAACAGUGCCCUCAUCCGGAAACUUCGCACCGUCCUGACAAACCGUGUCCUUCGAUUCCUCCAUGACCGAGCCGUCAAGGACCCUGAAAACUAUGACAAGUUCUACAAAGACUACGGUCUAUUCCUGAAGGAAGGAAUCGUCACCAGCCAGGAGACUCAGGAAAAGGAAGAAAUUGCCAAACUUCUGCGAUUCGAAACCAGCAAGGAGGAAGGCAAGAAGGUCAGUCUUCCGGAAUAUUGCAACAGCCAACUAGAAGGACAGAAAGAUAUCUACUAUCUGGCCGCUCCGAAUCGCACCCUGGCCGAAUCCUCGCCCUACUAUGAAUCCCUGAAGAAGAAGGGAUUCGAAGUGCUCUUCUGCUACGAAGCCUACGACGAGCUGGUUCUCAUGCAACUCGGACAAUUCCUCGGCAAGAACUUGGUCUCCGUCGAGAAAGAAAUGCGCCGCUCCGACAAAGCCGACGAUUCGUCCGAUCAACCGAUCGAAGGCUCCCUCCUGAAGACCCAAGUGGACGAGCUGCUCCCGUGGAUCAAGCAGAAGCUCACCGGAAUGGUGACCUCGGUGAAAACAACCAACAAACUGGAUGCUCACCCGUGCGUCGUAACGGUUGAAGAAAUGGCCGCCGCCAGGCAUUUCAUCAAAACCCAAAGCCAUAACAUGAGUGAGGAACAUCGGUAUGCCCUGCUGCAGCCUCAGCUAGAGAUCAAUCCUAAGCACCCCAUCAUCAAGAAGCUGCACAAGUUGACCACGUCGGAUCCGGAAUUGGCCGAACUGCUAGCCAAGCAGCUAUUCUCGAAUGCCAUGGUGGGAGCAGGUCUGGUGGAAGAUCCCCGAAUGCUUCUGACGAGUAUGAACGACCUGCUGGAGAAGGUACUGGAUAAGCACUAGACCAUGGGUGCGGAGGUAUGUGACUUAUUUGUUAAGUAAUUGUCUUUAUGUAUGUUGAUGCUGGGCGAAAGAAUGAUGGAAAGAGUAAGGAAUUUGA
Messenger RNA from Aedes albopictus (Asian tiger mosquito), 2342 nucleotides. RefSeq names its product heat shock protein 75 kDa, mitochondrial (gene Trap1). Lineage: Eukaryota; Metazoa; Arthropoda; Insecta; Diptera; Culicidae. The transcript has 3 exons. Gene Ontology annotation, cellular component: mitochondrial inner membrane. The record is from RefSeq and is a predicted model, not a curated record. Gene Ontology annotation, biological process: protein folding. The coding region runs from base 131 to 2245 and encodes 704 amino acids. Gene Ontology annotation, molecular function: ATP-dependent protein folding chaperone; ATP hydrolysis activity; protein kinase binding.